Messenger RNA from Knipowitschia caucasica, 1116 nucleotides. Lineage: Eukaryota; Metazoa; Chordata; Actinopteri; Gobiiformes; Gobiidae. The record is from the annotation of a GenBank genome assembly.
AUGCGGCCCCCAGGCCACACUUUGGCCUGUCCUCUGGCGCUCGGUUACUCCCCCCCCCUCCCUCCCUCCCUCCUGCUCCCUCACCCCCCCUUCCUGCUCCCUCACCCCCCCUUCCUGCUCCCUCACUCCCCCCUCCUGCUCCCUCACCCGCCCCCUCCUGCUCCCUCACCCCCCCCUCCUGCUCCCUCACCCCCCCCCUCCUGCUCCCUCACCCCUCCCUCCUGCUCCCUCACCCCCCCCUCCUGCUCCCUCACCCGCCCCCUCCUGCUCCCUCACCCCUCCCUCCUGCUCCCUCACCCCCCCCCCCCUCCUGCUCCCUCACCCCCUCCCUCCUGCUCCCUCACCCCCCCCUCCUGCUCCCUCACCCGCCCCCUCCUGCUCCCUCACCCCUCCCUCCUGCUCCCUCACCCCCCCCCCCCCUCCUGCUCCCUCACCCCCCCCUCCUGCUCCCUCACCCCCCCCCUCCUGCUCCCUCACCCCCCCCUCCUGCUCCCUCACCCCCCCCUCCUGCUCCCUCCUCACCCCCCCUCCUGCUCCCUCACCCCCCCCUCCUGCUCCCUCACCCCCCCUCCUGCUCCCUCACCCCCCCCUCCUCCCUCCCCCCCCCCCCCUCCUGCUCCCUCACCCCCCCCUCCUGCUCCCUCACCCCCCCCUCCUGCUCCCUCACCCCCCCUCCCUCCCUCACCCCCCCCCCUCCCUCACCCCUCCUGCCCCUCACCCCCCCCUCCUGCUCCCCUCACCCCCCCCCUCCUGCUCCCUCACCCCCCCUCCUGCUCCCUCACCCCCCCCUCCUGCUCCCUCACCCCCCCCUCCUGCUCCCUCACCCCCCCCUCCUGCUCCCUCACCCCCCCCUCCUGCUCCCUCACCCCCCCUCCUGCUCCCUCACCCCCCCUCCUGCUCCCUCACCCCCCCCUCCUGCUCCCUCACCCCCCCCUCCUGCUCCCUCACCCCCCCCUCCUGCUCCCUCACCCCCCCCUCCUGCUCCCUCACCCUCACUAUCACCUGAUAUUUCUAAACAACAGUGAAUUGCAAUCAUGGCUGAUUGGUGCUGAGCUGGAAUGCCGUCUCCAUGGAAACGCCUGGUUUGGUUUUCGCUCUGAGCGUCUUUUCUCUUAA